UUCCAUCGUGCAGUUCGACAAUAUGUUUAAUUUUUCCUUCCAAUGAUUCCUUAUCCUACUACUCCUUCGCCCCAUUCCCUUCGAGGAACGCUUGUCUACUUGACUGACAUCUCUUCCCCGUUAUAUCUAACUCUGGUCUAGAGAUAUGGUGAUGCUCCAAUCACCCCGCUCAAGGGGUUUCGUCUCGAGCACUUUCCGCCUCCUACCAGCUAUCAUCCAGUGUAGAAUAGACCCUGGAUCAAGGAAACCGUCGAGGGCGGUCGGGAAAACCUCUUAUUUGGAUGGUAUCCGUGGCCUCGCUGCACUGGGCGUGGUGGUGUUGCAUAUGGUACUGGGGUUCUUUCCGAACAGCUCAUAUGCCUACAAUGGGUCCGAGGGCCGCGAUUCCAUCUUCCAAUUGCCCUUUUUCCGUCUUCUCUACACCGGGCAACCGACCAUCUUUUUCUUUAUCUCGGGUUACGUCCUUUCUCUCGGCACCAUCAAAAAAUGCCGUAGCCAAUCCUGGGGCUCCUUGCAGCUGGACCUGAGCUCCAAGAUCUUUCGGCGUCUGUUCCGGCUAUAUAUCCCCUCCAUCAUCGCCACGUUUAUUCCCAUGUUCUUGGUGAGCUUCAAUCUUUUCCCCGCAGUCGCCAAGUUCGAAGAUGGCAACAUGCCACACCGCACCUUCGACAUGGCCCCGCAGGAAUCGACCUUUAUACGCCAGCUCUGGCUCUGGUGCAAGACCGUCCCUCCCCUCUUCUGGCCCUUUGAUUGGGAAAACUUCAGCCAAAACUCGCCAUACGCCUACCAGCUCUGGACCAUCCCGGUAGAAUUCCGCUGCUCGAUGGUCCUCUUCCUCGUUCACGCCGCUUUCGCAAGAUGUUCCACCAAGACACGCCUAAUCUUCAACGGCCUCCUCUCCCUCUACUUCCUCACCUUCGAGAAAUGGGAUGUCUUCCUCUUCCUCGCCGGCUCCUUCAUUGCCGAGCUAGACAUCAUCAAAGAUGACGCCGCCGAGGGCCAGCUUCCCAAGCACGAAACCGCAGAUACAAAAUUCAGAUCCGUCGCCCACUUCACCCCGCCGGCAUGGUUCAUGGUCGCCAGCAUGAUCCUGGGCCUGUGGAUCCUAAGCGUCCCCGCUUCAGAUAUCUGGAAUGCGUGGUCAUUCGCCGUGCUCGAAUGGUACGCACCGCGCACGUACACGGCGUAUUUCCGCUUCUGGGACUCCGUCGGCACCGUCAUCCUCAUCUGGGCCAUCACGGGCCUCCCAUCCGUCCAGCGGUUCUUCACUCGCCCCAUCUUCCUCUACCUCGGAAACCUCUCAUUCUCGCUCUACCUGACGCACACCAUCGUGCUGAAAUUCCUCCUAUACCCGCUCAUGCCGUGGCUGUAUGCGAUUUUCGGAUAUCAGACGACGUUCCAGUACGGCUUGACGUUUGCGAUUGGUGGGUCGGCAACGGUGGUUCUCUCUCUCUGGGUUGCGGAGGUGUUUCAGCGGCAUGUGGAGGAGCCAUCUGCUGCGUUUACGAAAUGGCUGGAUGUCCAAUGUUCGUCGACGUGAGGGAGAUUCCCCCCGUUUCCUCUCCUUUUGCCAUGACUCACUGGAUGAGUUUUUCUCCAUCGCCAUCGAUAUAAUCUACUCAAUCUUGUAUUCUCUCCCCUUU
Histoplasma capsulatum G186AR is the source of this 1643-nucleotide messenger RNA. RefSeq lists its product as uncharacterized. NCBI's taxonomy places the organism in Eukaryota, Fungi, Ascomycota, Eurotiomycetes, Onygenales, Ajellomycetaceae. Gene Ontology annotation, molecular function: acyltransferase activity, transferring groups other than amino-acyl groups. The record is from RefSeq and is a predicted model, not a curated record. Gene Ontology annotation, biological process: polysaccharide biosynthetic process. Gene Ontology annotation, cellular component: membrane. The transcript has a single exon. The coding region runs from base 146 to 1540 and encodes 464 amino acids.